Molecule: messenger RNA, 1957 nt
Organism: Harpegnathos saltator (Jerdon's jumping ant)
Lineage: Eukaryota; Metazoa; Arthropoda; Insecta; Hymenoptera; Formicidae
Product: apyrase
Exons: 12
Coding region: 119-1747 (542 amino acids)
Biological process (GO): AMP catabolic process
Cellular component (GO): plasma membrane
Molecular function (GO): metal ion binding; nucleotide binding; 5'-nucleotidase activity
Source: RefSeq, a predicted model, not a curated record
UAGUUAGUUUUUUUCCAGAGCCGUGUUUCGCGUACUCGAAUCGAAGACGGAUCUUGACUUCGUCGACUUCAUCGUUCGCAAUAGUUCGCCUCGCAUCUGAGACCUCCGCAGGUGCAACAUGUCGCUGCUGCCGUUGUUGCUGUUGCUGUGCCAGGCCUGCUGGGGAUUCACCGGGCGUGGUGUCUUUCAUUCCGACAGGACCGACCUGUUCGAGCUAUCCGUGAUCCACUGGAAUGAUUUUCACGCGAGGUUCGAGCAGACAGGUCCGACCUCUGGAACCUGCAAGGAGGAGAGGCAGCAGGACUGCGUGGGAGGAAUCGCGAGGAUCUACACGGCGGUCAAUCGGCUCAUGAACGAACGGCCGAACCCGAUUUUCCUCAACGCCGGCGAUAACUUUCAGGGCACCCUCUGGUACAAUAUUCACCGUUGGAACGUCACUGCUUUGUUCAUGAACAAGCUGCCGCACGACGCCAUGACUCUCGGGAAUCACGAGUUCGAUCAUAAGAUCAAAGGUGUCGUUCCUUUCCUUCAGCAUGUCAAAGCGCCGAUUGUAGUAACGAACAUUGACGCGAGCGAGGAGCCGAGCAUGCAGAAUUUGUUCGAGAAUAGCACAAUCAUCGUACGUAACGGCAAGAAGAUCGGCAUCAUCGGCGUCAUCCUGUCGACUACGAACAUGAUCGCCAGCACGGAGAAACUCAAGUUCCUGGACGAGGUGGAGACGGUGAACGCCGAAGCGCAGCGGCUGAAAGAGAAAGGCAUAGACAUUAUCAUAGUUUUGAGCCACUGCGGACUGGACGUGGACAGAGUCAUGGCCGCGAGGUGUCCUCUGAUCGACGUGAUCGUCGGUGGUCAUUCGCACACGUUUCUCUACACAGGUACACCGCCUUUUAUUGACAGACCGGCGGACGAGUACCCCGUGGUCGUGACGCAGAAAGAGACGGAGAGAACGGUCCUCAUUGUUCAAGCAGCUGCUUAUACAAAGUACUUGGGCAAUCUAACGGUGUGGUUCGAUGAGCUAGGUGAGGUCGCCGACUGGGAGGGCAACCCGAUCCUCUUGGACUAUUCCGUCGAGCAAGAUCCGGACAUUUUGGAAGCGCUGCAGCCGUGGAAGGAGGUGGUGGACGCGGAGGCUUCGAGGAAAGUCGGCAGCACGAGGGUUGAGCUGAAUAAUCAGUGUUACCGCGAGGAAUGCAACCUGGGGAAUUUCAUAGCGGACGCGAUGGUCGAUGCGUACGUGGAAGCUAUCGACGACGAAAGAUAUUGGACGUACGCAGCGGUGUCCUGCUCGAAUGCAGGUGGAAUUCGCAGCGGUAUCGAGCCGUCUGAUAUCACCUUCGGUGAUCUGAUGACGGUCUAUCCUUUCGAGAACACGUGGGAUACUCUCGAGUUGACCGGAGAAACUAUCAAGAAGAUCCUGGCAGCGGGAGGAAAUGGUCUAAUCUGGUCCGGCUUGAAAAUCACUUACAAGAUGGACGGUGAAGGGCGAAGCGUGGAAGACGUGAAAAUCAGGUGCCAGGCUUGCGAAUACCCGGUAUUCGGGGAUGUGGUGGACAAUGUGUGGUACCGACUGGUAGUGCCGUCUUAUUUGGCCAAUGGCGGAGAUAAAUAUAUCCUUUUCAAAAAUAGCAGUCGCAAUCAUCAAGUCGGAUCGCUCGAUAUAGAGCUGCUAAUAAAAUACGUGACGAAGAUGAGUCCCAUAAUCGCAGGAAUCGACCGACGACUGACCUUCGUGGAGUCCAAAUCCUAAAAAUUGUCUUUGAAUUUUUGGAUUAAUUUUCGUGUACUGGUAAAACUGCAUUUAGAAGGAGAGAGAGAGAGAGAGAGAGAGAGAGAGAGAGAGAGAGAGAGAGGAAGAGAGAGAAAAAGAGAGAGAGAGAGAGAGGAAAACACGGUCUAUUUAACUCAGAAUUUAGAAGACACCAUCGCAUUAUAUAUCCGCUCUCUCUCUCUGACUUAA